Messenger RNA from Scutellospora calospora, 399 nucleotides. NCBI's taxonomy places the organism in Eukaryota, Fungi, Glomeromycota, Glomeromycetes, Diversisporales, Gigasporaceae. The record is from the annotation of a GenBank genome assembly.
AUGAAUUUAUUUAUUGGAAUUCUUAGUAAUUUAAUUAAUGAUGAUGAACAUAAACAUAUUGCUUAUUUGAAUUUAUUAAAAGAGAUUAUUGUAGAAAUUGAGUUAUUUUAUUUAUUACCUCAUCAAAGAAGAAAAGAAAAUUGGUUUCCAUUAAUUGUUUUCUAUGAAUGCCAAACACUUAUACUUCGAGAGCAUAUAUUGUAUAUUAAAAAAAAUUGGAAAGGAUAUAAAAAGCCAUAUUUUUCAGAAAAUCUUAAUAGAAUUCUUCGACUCCCCGAAGAACCACCAAAUCUUGAACAAAUUCAGUAUGACAUAAUAAAUCUAAACAAAUCACAGGAUAAUAAUAAAGUUAAAGAUCCAUCAAAAUCAAUAGAUGAAAUUAACAGUUUAGCUAUUGCU